AUGGGGGAAGAAGAUGGAGAGGCAGUGUACAACUCUGAGGCUGCAGUGUACAACACCCUAAAGCUAAGCCCUUUCAAAAUCGAAGGCAAAGGAGGAUUCAGAGCUACUUCUUUCAUAUACGUUUUGACGGGGUUGGAGAACGUGGGCGUGGUCGCGAACAUGGUGAGCCUCGUGCUCUAUUUCUCGUACAAGAUGUAUUUCGAUCUGUCCACGUCAGCAAACACUCUGACCAAUCUGCUCGGAUCCACUUAUCUCCUCUCCGUCGUCGGCGGCUUUUUUUCCGACAUUUACAUCACCAGGUUCAAGUGCUGUCUCAUUUUCGCCGCCGUCGAAGUCUUGGCGCUGUCGAUGAUGGCCAUUCAAGCCCACACGGCCCGCUUGCUACCCGAACCGUGUGGGAAAUCGAGUUGCGUGAAGGAUGGCGUGGCAGUGUAUUUCUACUCGACAAUGUGUUUGCUGGCGCUCGGCAUUGGCGGGCUGAGGGGCUCGUUGCCCGCGUUUGGUGCCGACCAAUUCGACCCGAAGGACCCGAAAGAGGGCAAGGGACUCGCGAGCUACUUCAAUUGGCUGUUGCUCAGUUCGGUUACCGGUGGCUCGAUUGGGGCUACGGUAGUCGUUUGGGUGGCGACGAACAAGAGCAAUCAGAACUGGUGGAAGGGGUUUCUGAUUUCGGCGGCCGGGACGUUUGUGGGUUUGGUGGUACUUGUGGUCGGGAAGCCUUUUUAUAGGCUUCACGUCCCUAGAGAUAGUCCUAUUACAAGAAUCGUGCAGGUUAUUGUGGUGGCCCUGAAAAAUGGGAGAUUGCCUCAUCCAGAGAGCCCAAGUGAGCUGUAUGAGAUGAACGAGAAAGAUUUAGAUCCAACUGCACAAAGAAUCGCGCACACUCAACAAUUCAGAUGGCUAGACAAAGCCGCAAUCCUCCGUCCGAACACGCGCCCAUCCCCAUGGUCCGUAUGCCCAGUAAGCCAAGUGGAAGAAGUGAAGGUCCUCACCCGCAUGCUCCCGAUCAUCGGCAGCACCAUAAUCCUCAACACCUGCAUGGCCCAGCUCCAGACGUUCUCCGUCCAGCAGGGCUACCGCAUGGACCCUCGACUCGGCCCAUCCUUCCGCGUCCCACCAGCUUCAAUCCCUGUCAUCCCCCUCCUCUUCAUGGUCCUCCUCAUCCCACUCUAUGACCGCGUAUUCGUGCCCGCCGCCCGUAAAUUCACCAACCACCCGUCCGGCAUCACCCAACUCCAGCGUGUCGGUGUGGGGCUUCUCCUCUCCGCCCUCUCCAUGGCUGCCGCGGCCUUAGUCGAGGUCAAGAGGAAAAACCGGUCUUUAGCCGACCCGUCGAGGCCCGUCAGCCUCUUCUGGCUCUCUUUCCAGUACGCGGUUUUCGGGAUAGCCGACAUGUUUACAUUGGUGGGGCUGUUGGAGUUUUACUACCGGGAGGCUCCCGCCGGUAUGAAGUCGCUCUCGACUUCCUUCGUCUGGAUUUCGCAGUCGUUGGGGUACUUCUUGAGCAGCGUGUUUGUGAACGUGGUUAAUUCGGCGACGGGUUGGCUGAGCGGGCAGGACUUGGACCGGAACCACCUGAACCGGUUUUAUUGGUUUAUGGCGGUCGCGAGCGGGGUUAAUUUCGUAAAUUACUUGUUUUGGGCGGUGUGGUACAAGUACAAGAGGGACGACGAGGGGGUGGUGGGGGUCGCGGAUGCGGCGUCCACGCCCGAGACGGAGAUUGGUGGGCACGUGCCGUUUCUCAAGGUGGCCAAAGAGGGAGAGAGUAUGGAGCUAAGGAAAUAUGGAAUGGAAGGCUAA
Striga hermonthica is the source of this 1800-nucleotide messenger RNA. The record is from the annotation of a GenBank genome assembly. NCBI's taxonomy places the organism in Eukaryota, Viridiplantae, Streptophyta, Magnoliopsida, Lamiales, Orobanchaceae.